GAAAUCUUUACUCCGCAACAAUAUCUUACCUGUUAAAAUCGUUUCUUGGAAGAUAUUCGCUAACAUGGCUGAUUCAUCAAACUGGAGAUCGCGCGCCCCUGUGGACCCAGACGCCCAGCCCAGGCGCAACAACUAUGCUUCUCGUAGACCCAGAGAUGACGAAGCCUCGAGAGAGGGCCUCGCCGAGCGAAGCCGUUCUGACGACCUCAAGGUACAGAGGCCGCAAAGACAGCACGAAGAUUCUCCCGAAACUUCCAAGGCUAUCUUGGAGGGUCGCCGUAUCUACCUUGGAAAUCUGCUCUACAGCACCAAAGUCGAGGAUGUUACUGCAUUCCUCGCGGACAACGGCUUCCCCUCCGUCGUGAACGUGCACAUAUCCAUCGACCGUUUCACUGGUCGGAACCCGGGAUAUUGCUUCAUCGAGUUUGCUGACAAGGCGGCUGCCGAUGACGCCAUGGAGAAGCUGGAAGGCGUCCCCUUGUUUGACCGUCCCGUUAAAUGCCGGCCAUGUCAGCCAAAGGGCAACCAGCGACAAGCAAGUCGUUGGCCUCGUGAAGAGGGACGCGAUGAAGGAAGCACUCCCGGCAACAACCGCUGGGGCAACUGGGGCCGACCAAGCGGCGAAUCUGGUGACCGUCCAGCUUUUGUUCCGAGAAAUAGUGGCAGUGGCAUUGGCCAGAUUUCGAAAGCUCAGGAAGAGGGCCGACAACUUUAUGUCGGUGGUUUACCGAGAAUGCUUGACCAAGCAGAGAACGACGUGGAAAUGAGAGACAUCUUCAAGGAUUUUGAAGUGGAAGCAGUGAGCAAGCGAGUCAGCCCUCGCGAACCCGGUGAUGGCCGCAGGAACUUCUGUUUCAUCGACUUCACAACCCGUGAGCAAGCGCAGGCGGCUAAAGUAGCUGUUCAUGGCUUCUCGUACAGAGACGCGCCGCUCAAAGUUAAUGAAGCAGUUCCAAAGACUGAUAGAUUUGCCAAUAGGGCAGAGAGAUCGGACAGGGAUAUCAGAGAUUGAACACCAGAGUUGCAUUUCAACCAAGUCAUGGGGAUGGAAAACUCGAGUCAAUAGCCGGCCAUACUCAUGAGUUUUCCGUAAUUGCAGUAGCGAAAAGCAUUGGAUAUCUUUGGACAAGAAUUGGGCAUAUUUAUGGGUGGAUAAAACAUUGGCGUGGUCACUUGGAUGAGGAUACUGGGUAUAAGUUUAGACUAUUUUAGUCAUAGACCGCUUUACCCUGGCGUAGUGAAAUCCUACAAGUUAUGAAGGCCAUGAUCUGAAGAUCAUGCAGAUCAAGUAGCCAUGUCUUCAAUCAUAUCCGAAGCGAGCAAUGAUAUAAAACUUGGGUUUGAUCAUAAGCAUCCGACAGGGGAGCAUAUGACAACUCAAGCUGAGGGCGGUAGUUGGUCAGAAUACCCACAGUCGCAAUGCUUUUGUGCUUAGUAUCACCUUGAUAAGAAUCUUAUGAUAA
Messenger RNA from Truncatella angustata, 1463 nucleotides. RefSeq lists its product as uncharacterized. NCBI's taxonomy places the organism in Eukaryota, Fungi, Ascomycota, Sordariomycetes, Amphisphaeriales, Sporocadaceae. Gene Ontology annotation, molecular function: RNA binding. The coding region runs from base 65 to 1012 and encodes 315 amino acids. The record is from RefSeq and is a predicted model, not a curated record. The transcript is spliced from 2 exons.